GUUCUUCUUAUUGUUCGUUUGGAUUUUUUGGUGAUCGGAUCCGCGCGUGUGUGGCAUCGGUUGGCAUUUUUCCGCAACAGGUUCUUCUGCUCUGGGGUCAUUCCGAUUCCCCGGACAGAUUUUGCGGGCCGUUUUCUUUGUUCAAGUAGAGUAAUUUGUGUAGUUUUUUUUAUCGAAAAUGGACCAAAACGACACCGCUUUGACGUGUGCCGUCAACGUUGAAUGGCUUAAUCCGUCCGGGAUCGUAAUCCGGAAGAUUACCUACAAGCAGGCCCAACUCCGGAUGAUUCGCAACUCGCUGAAGGAGAUAUUUUUGGAGGUGUCGACGGCGAAGGCGACACCAAUUAAAAUCAAAUUAAAAGGCUUCAAAGUGUUCUCCAACUUCAUGUUGGACGGCAAGGCCACCAUCCGGUUCAGCGAGGAGGAAAAGUGCACUGUGUUCCUGUCGAACGCUCCGCCCAGUCUUCUCGUGGCAUUCCUCAAAUUGAUGGCGGUCAAAAUUGCCAACUCCAGCUCGAACGGUCUCACGAAGGAGGAGUUGCUGAAGAAGACACGCGCCCAUCAACUCUCGGACAAGCCCAACUCGUUCGACGACAUCAGUCCGGUGACGAACGCGGAGUUGGCCCGCGCAAAGAAGAUGGCCAUUGGGAAGGGAUCUACCACGACUCCGUCGCCGUCGCAGAAGCGCAAGCGACCAUCUGGGGAUGGCGUGGAUCGACCUGCCCCGAAGAAGCUGUACACGGCGUCCCCGCUGACGUCGGUGGAACCGGAAGUGCUGAACGAGCAGCAGAAGGCGGUUCUGGAGGCGUGCAAGUCGGGCCGGAGUCUGUUCUUCACGGGGAGUGCGGGCACGGGCAAGAGUUACCUGCUGCGGAAGAUCAUUUCGACGCUGCCACCGGAUGGAACCGUGGCGACGGCGUCGACGGGCGUGGCCGCCUGCUUGAUCGGCGGCACGACGCUGCACUCGUUCGCGGGGAUCGGAAGUGGAGAGGCUGCACUGCAGAGGUGCUACGAGAUGGCAUCGCGACCCGCUUCGGCCUCGAUUUGGCGCAAGUGCAAGCGGUUGAUCAUCGACGAGAUUUCCAUGGUGGAUGGGGAUUACUUUGAGAAAAUCGAAGCCGUUGCGCGUUACGUCCGGAAGAACGACAAACCCUUCGGCGGAAUACAGUUGAUCUUGUGCGGAGAUUUCUUCCAGCUGCCUCCGGUCGUAAAGCAGGACAAGCUCUCUCGUAACGCUUACUCCCAGAACCCGGACCAGGAACCGCUCGUUCGCUUUUGCUUCUCCACCAAGGCGUGGAAGGAGUGCGUCCAGUAUUGCUAUGAACUGACCGAGGUCCACCGACAGAAGGAUCAGUCGUUCGUGUCCAUUCUCAACAGUAUUCGGAUCGGUCGCGUCACGACGGAGAUCCGCGACCGGCUGGCGGCCACCGCCAAGCAGAACGUCAACUUCGAGGGAAUCCUCGCGACCCAGCUUUGCUCGCACACUUCCCACGCGGACACGAUCAACCAAUCAAAGCUCAACAACCUGACCGGCGAGGAAAAAACUUUCCACGCCAUCGACAGCGAUUCCCACAUGACACAAACGUUGGACCAGCAGGUGCAGGCCCCAGGCAAGCUCACCCUCAAAAUCGGCGCCCAAGUCAUGCUGCUCAAGAAUCUCAACAUCGCCGAAGGCCUCGUCAACGGCGCCCGUGGUGUCGUCCUAAACUACGUCCAAGGCUACCCCACCGUCCAGUUCAAGAAGCGCCAACUCCUCGUCAAACCCGAAAAGUGGUCCAUCAAAACGGCCGGCGGUCUCGUCGUAACGCGUGCCCAACUCCCCCUCAAACUAGCGUGGGCAUUCUCAAUCCACAAGUCCCAGGGCCUCACCCUGGACUGCGUCGAAAUGUCCCUCUCAAAAGUGUUCGAAGCAGGACAAGCGUACGUCGCCCUCAGUCGCGCCCAAAGCCUAGAAAGUCUUCGCGUGCUCGACUUUGACUCGAAGCAGGUGUGGGCCAGCCCCCAAGUGUUGGAGUUCUACCGGGACCUGCGACGGCAGAUUCGUGAUCGCGAGAUGAUGGCGCCGAUUGCGGUCAAGCGAAAGGACGGCGGCGGCGGCGUGUUGAAGAAGUCCCUCUCGGCGAUGGGACUGACCAAGUCGAUUAUGAGCAAGCCGCUCGUAACAAUCAACUAAAGAGAAAGAUAGAAAAUUACCUCAUUUUCGUACCAACUAUUCCGUAUUUAUGAUUUUCCAUACCGCUCAUUUAGCAAGGCUUAAGUAAAUGCAAUUUAUAUUACUAGGAUAAAAUGACUCGAUAGACUCGAACGAAACUAUAUAUUAAAAUUACUUAUUUUCUGUACUGACUGCUAUAAAAAACUGCCAACAAAUAAAAUGAAU
Messenger RNA from Culex quinquefasciatus (southern house mosquito), 2377 nucleotides. RefSeq names its product ATP-dependent DNA helicase PIF1 (gene Pif1). Gene Ontology annotation, molecular function: DNA helicase activity. NCBI's taxonomy places the organism in Eukaryota, Metazoa, Arthropoda, Insecta, Diptera, Culicidae. Gene Ontology annotation, biological process: telomere maintenance; DNA repair. The transcript has 3 exons. The record is from RefSeq and is a predicted model, not a curated record. The coding region runs from base 179 to 2173 and encodes 664 amino acids.